GGUUUAAUGAACGAAAGUUGGCCUAUUACCUAUGUACUACAUAGUAAUCAAAUAUUCACGUGUGUAUAAUUAGCAAUGUGUAAGUAAGUAAGAUGUUAUAAAUUAUUGCAGGUCGUGUACACAAUUCUGUUUUCAGGUUAUGGUCCGUCGACGUUGUAGCGUUCUGUAUAUGCCUAUGCCGCGGUCAAAGUGUGUUCAGCUGACUUAUGACGGGUUAGUCCGUUUUUAAUAGCCGAACGCGUGCGACUGAAAACUGCUGUUACCUAUUUUUCGUCGAUCGUAUAUCAUAUUUUAUUACAAUAUUGUUACUGUCUUCGUGAAAUCGAAUUUGGAAUAAUGAACUCGGCGACCAGUGAGUACAUUUUUAUUAAUACCCCCCUCCCCUCCCUUAAUUACUAACGGGUACCUGUAGCUUGGCAGGUGUGUAGUGGGAAACGAAUACACAACGAUAAUAUUAUAUUCGAAGACCGUGAAAGGUAUUAUUAUUAUCAACGAUAUUAAUUAUCAUCGAUUGUAAGACGUUUCUAUUAGGUUAUUACCAUGGCUGUAGACAUGUAUACAUAUAUGCUACAACCGUGGUUAUUGCUAAAAACCAUUACUAGACAUUAUUACUACUUAUAAUCAAUGAUAAUGUUAUUUAAUUGGGUUUGGGACGCUCGCAUUUCGAACGAAUUUGUUAUUAUGUAAUAUAAUAGCAUAUUAUACUCGCGGUAGUCGCCCCCCCCCCCCAACAAAUUCCAUCAUAACGGAUUCUGUAGUAUCUUUGAUAUACUAAUGUAUUUUCUGUGAUUUUUGGAAAUCUACUAUCUAGUGCUGAUUCGUCUACGAGUUCUACGAGAUUAACGAAAGGGAAAACAAUGUCAGUGUACAUCGCUCGAGUAAAACACGAUCGAUUGAACCAUACUAAAUAUUAAAAUAUAAAAUGCUCGUUUCGAUUAAUAUAAUAUAAUAAUAUAGAAUGUGUGAUGUGUACGACAAAGUAAUGGUUGCAUUUUUUUUUCAUUUUUCGAUAAGUACCUAUGCAAUUUAAUUAAUUAAUUAAUUAAUUAAAAUAAGGGUAACAUAGUAAUAUGAAAAACCUUUAAUUUUUUAUUUUCAAACAUUUGAAACGUAUUAAGCACAAAACGUAACAUAUAUUAACACGGUCAAACAUUUUAACAAAUAUUUGACUGGUUAUGUCAAACUUCAAAAGUUUAAAGUUUCAAAAUUUUAAAUUCGGCAAAUAUUUGACAAAACGUCUGACCGUAUGAACCAUCGUCGUUUUAAAUGUGGUUAUCUUGGAUUUUGGAUUGUCGAAAUCGGUUAUCAGACAAUCAGCCCGUUAAAAUUGUUCAGGUUUUUUGUUUUAUUCGAAAUAAUAUAUUAUGUAUUUCGACGUUUUAUAACAACUUGCGGUGACGCACAUCACGAAAUGUAAUUUGGAAAAUUAUUAGUUUCCAAUGUUUUCAUUAUAUGCAGUUAUCACUUAUCAACGAUCAAAGUUCAGCAAUAUAUUUAAGUAGAUAUUUAGAAUAUACAUUUCUAUCUAAAUACUUUUCCUCCGAUGAACACUUUUAACUGCAGCUAUAUGAAUAUAACCAAGUUAAUCGACAAAAUACAUCUAUGUUUCUUAAAUGUAUGAUUCUUUAUUUUUAUAGAAAUUUUUUAUUCCCUUUGGACCUUUUUUUUCAAGUUUUCAGUGAUUUGUGGGAGAAAAUCGUUUUUUUAGAAUAUUUUGAGCACUACAUUUGAAUAAUAAUACAGUUUUCGAAAAUUUUGUAAACAAAAAAUCAUUAAAUUGAACGAUUCCACUCGUACUAAUAUAUAUAUGUACGCGUAUAUACUAUACGCGUACAUAUACAACCGGAAAAAAAUAAAAAAUAAAUUUGCAAAGAUAUUAGAAAGAAAAAAAAAAACCACUGUAUUUAUUAAAUAUACUUACCGAGUAUCUUGUACAUCGGAGACCGAUCGCAGUCGACGGACAGGAAGAGUUUCUCGACCGAUUUCAAGAGUUCGGCCAGUUCCUCGUGUACGGUGUUUAUCCGGUCGUUUUCUCGCUCCACGCCGUUUACCAGCUGCUGUAGAUUAUCCCUCAGCCCGUUCAUAUUCUCCUCUUGUUUCGAAGCUCUCGACUCGUUGAUGGAUCGUUGCUCUUGCACUCGGCCCUCAAGUGCUAACAUUUCCUUCUGUAGGUCGUCCACCUAAACACAUACAAACAUAACGGUAAUAAUGGUUUCCACAGCCAUAAUAUAUAUUAUGCAGACCAUUGGGAGGCAAACCCACUUCGCUGUUUAGUUCGUUGAUAUACGUGAAUAACGCAAAGUUCUCUUCCUCCUGUCUUAUAAACAGAUCCACAAUCCGAUCGAUGUUGGUUUCACCCACGUACAGUUGUAACCAUCCCAUCAGGUCGGCCCAUUUCUCCGCUUGUUCCUUUCGGUUGCCCAGCUCGCUUAGCUUCUUUUCCUCUUCCUUCCGUUCGAAAUCCGUUAGCACGCGGUGUUGUCCUAUCAGUGUUUUAAAAAAAAAAGAAAUCACUUUGUUUAAUAGUUACGGAGUAUAUAUAUAAUAACCAUUAACCACACGUAAGAUCUGUAGUAUUAGAUGUUUUUUUUUUUUUAAAUAUUUUUUUAUUGUUCGUAUCGAUUGACAUACUAGAGUAAAUUAAACCCACCUUUAACAGACAGGAAAUCUUGAAGUUUUAAAUCUCGAUCGUACUGCCUUUGCAACUCCUUGACUUCAGCCUUGUGCAGAGCGACUUGUUGUUUGUCUUCCUCGCUCAUGUUCAUCAACCUGUUUUGCGCUUCCUCUCUAUAGUUUAUAAUGUAAAAUACAAUAUUAUAAUAUUAUACACUUGUCUAUUGUACGAUUUUCUAUACACCUCUGUUCGUACGCCAUGGUGGCCUGUUCUAUCAGAUUCAUCGUGGUCUGUUUGCUUUCGUCCAAACGGGCCAUUAGAGCCUUGUACGAUUCGUUGAACUGCGAUCGCUGUACGAGCAAAUUAUCGAUUUCAUUUCUCAAACGAGCAUUUUCCGUCAAAACCUUAUUAAAUUUGACUGUUUUCUAAAAUUAUUUGUUGGCAUUAUAAUAUAAUAAUCAGGUAUACAAUUAACUCUAAAACUAUAAUAAUUAUAACUUAUAAAAUACUAUUAUAACAUCAAGUUUUUUUUUUGUAUUAUAAAAAAUAUACCACGUGUAAUUUGUUUUCCAGUAAUUCUUCAUGUUUUUGUAAAUCAUAAUCGACUUUAGUUUUCGAUUUUCCGGCCGAAGGUUCUCUCUGUCUGAAUAUCACAUCAAGUUCGUUUUGUAUUUUCAAUAUUUCCUUUUCGAUGCCGUCCAAACAUUUUUUCCGGUCCACUAAAUCGUCAUUCAUACUUAAGUAUUCGUUCCACUUUUCGAUUAAAGUUUCUUUCAAAUGUGCAUCGUUGUUUUCUUUGCGUUUAUUAUUGGCUACGUUUGUAUGUUCUAUCAAGUUCGUUUUUUCCUGUUCCAAACUUUUCAGAAUUUUUCUAAAACACGGUUUAUCGUUAUAAAUAUAGUAAUGCCAUUAUAAAUUAUAAUACUUACUUUUGUUUGGUCAAAAAACUACCCAUCUCUUCGGUAUACGCUUUUUUAUUACUUUCCAUGAGCAUGUAUUGCCGUUGGAGUCUGGCCAAUUCUUCAGCAAGAAUGUCGCUUCCAUUUUCUUCAACGUCGGUUGCAUUUGAAUUAUUAUCCAUAUGAAAUUAUAUAAUAAUAAAAAAAAAGAAGAUCAGAUAUAAUACAAAGUUAUACAUUUAAUGGUUUGUGUGCAUAUUAUGUUAGCAGGUAUACUAACAAACGACUUGUUGGGAACGCAGUUUAUCGAAAAAACCUAGUUUUAAGGUAACUAGGUAACACGUAACCACACACUAUACGCAGCAAUUGUAAAUAGGUACUAAUUUGUAAUGUUAUAUAUACGGCUAUAUUAUACAGGCAAUUGGAAUACACGUCACUAUAAAGUGCAUAUAACAUAAUCCUAUGCACACGUUAUAUUACUAUGUAAAUCGAAUUUUAGUAAGAAAAAUCGAAAACUGGUAAUACUUAAACUCUUAGUAUCAUUUGUCCUGUUUUGCUCUAUACUUGGGUCAAAAUCGGGACGUUCCAAAAAAUAAUAUUCAAUUAAAAUAAAUAGUAACACCUUAAAUAAAGUUUUAAUUAAUUUUAUAAUGUACGGCUCAUUUUAAGUUUUGACUCAUUUUAUGUGCAGGUAUACAAAAUACUUAAGAAUAUUGUAUAUUUCCCAUUUUACGACGACCUCGUCUACAUCAUUAAAAUACACUGAAGUGAUGUACAUUUCCUUACAGCCGUUGUUGAUAAAUAUCACAAAUAGUUUGACAAUUUUUAAUAUGUAUAAAAUAAAGAACAAUUGCUAUUCAGCAAAAAAAAAUUAGUUACAUUAAAUAAAUAACACACUUAUUUAAAGAUAAAAUAACAGUUUUCAUACAUGAAACAACAAAUAAAAGGCGCUUGUUAUGAUUUUAAUUUAUUAUUGAUAAGAUAAUUGAAAUUCAAAGAUUAUAUUUGUAUUGCGUAAUAUCAAAGGACCGAGAAUUCUAGAUAUCCGGGCUUUAAAUUAGUGUUACCAGUUUUAGACAUAAAUAUUUAAAAUGUCCCUGUUUCGUCCCAUUACACCUAUAUAUUUGUAUUUCCAUAACUGCACCAUUAUUAUAUCGAUACUCACGUUUUGAAACAGUAAAUAUUCAUGGGAUAGCCGUGAUAUAGAUUAGAUAAAAAUAUAUAAUGUUAUUAAUUUAAUAUAAUUUAUCAAUUUAGGUAUUUUGAUGUAAUAUAUUUAUUUCUACGUGACUAUCGAGUAACUUUUUUCGGUUUUUACUUUUACUAGGAAUAGGUAACAGAGUAUGCUUUAAUACCGUAAUACUCGACCGAUUUUCGAAUACCCUGCGAGGAAAGGGAAUAGCAUCAUUAGCUUCAUUGUCGGAAACACAUCAAUUAUUGUACAAAACGUGCAGAGAUUUCGCUGAAGGAGAACUUAAACCUAUAGCGGCCAAAACCGACCGUGAAAAACUGUUCCCAAAAAAACAGGUAUUUAUUGAAAUAAAUAAUUAUAAUUAUAAAAAUAUUAUACUUGGGCGUGAAUUUUAAUGAAAAAUAUAUUUGUAUCAACUAUGGAUGUAUUGGUAGUAAUAUAUUAUAGAUGGAUACGUUCAUGAUUCAUUUUUUAUAUUACCAAGAAUAUAAAAAACAGUUUUUUUUUCCAAGGUUGUAAAGUGCAUUUUUCGUAUGUUUUACCAAUAUUUUUAGAGAUACAUUAAACAUAUUAUUUUUGAAUUUUUGAGUGAAUAAUAUAAGCAUCGUAUUUUAGCUAUUAUAAGAGAAUAUAAAUCCGUACUCUAAAUUAAUUACACUAACGAGACGAGAUGAAUGUUUUUUCUUCUCUGGAUUUACAUCUUACUCUAUAAGAUUUAUUGACAUUAAAACGGCUUCCUUCAAUUUCUCCCAAUCCUAAAUAUUGGACAACAUUUUUGGCAUGGCUAAAUUAGCCAAAUCCUUUUAAACCACUGCACUUAACGAUCUUCUCCUGGAUUUCCCAGAAUUCCUGGGAUCUUAUGUAGGCUCCAUAAUUUAUACUAAUUACAAUACGGUGAUCAUUUUCGUAUACACACGCACAUUUUUUUAUUAAUUUGUUGACUAAAAUCAACUUUACUGCAGUGGUAGAGUUUACUAAGUAAUGUUUUGAAUGUUUCUCUGCAGCGUUGCACCUUCGGUAAAACUAAAUUAAUUAGUUUUUACAAAUUACUGAUAGCCAUAAUUGAAAUAGAUAAGCACGUAUAAACGAAAAAGUGAAAAGAAAAUUAAUUCAGUACGGUAAUUAUAAUCUAAAAAAACAUUAUAUUUAUGUUAUUUGUAUAUAGAUUGAAGAAAUGGGAGCAUUAGGUUUAAUGGCCAUUUGUGCUCCGGAAAAUGUCGGUGGUACUGGUCUUGAUUAUAUGUCUUAUGCUAUAGCCGCAGAAGAGAUUUCCAGGUUUAAAAUAAUAUAAUAUUUACAAAUGGAAAAAAAGUAUAAUAUAACAAAUCAAAUAUUAUAAUAAAACGAUGCAUUUAAUUUCCACUUUUUAGGUGUUGUGCUUCGGCUGGUACGAUAAUGUGUGUACACAACAUAUACAUUAACGCAAUACACAAUUUCGGCAACGAUAAACAGAAAGAAGAAUUUUUACGACCGUAUACAGAUGGAAAAAACAUCGCUUCGUUUUCCUUGAGCGAGCCAGGUAACUGAUACCUAAUAAUAUUAUUAUGGAAGGAGAUAAAAGGUGGAAACAAAAUAAGAAUGUAUAUUAAUUAAAUAUACACCUAUACUCUGUCCAACUUAAGAAUAUACCAUUUGCGCAUACCUCACUGAGCGCUGAACGUUGCCGAACCCCCCACUUGAUAGAUAAGAAACAAUCGUUACCAAUCGUACGCCGUUGUCGUCACUACUGCCAUCGUGUAUACAGCGAGUUAUAAUAUCUAUAAUACCUAUCGCCAAAUAAAUUGUAAUACAUACGCAUACCUAUAUACUGCUUUAGUCAAAUUAAUGGGCAACAUAGAUAAUUUGCAAAACUUAAAACGUAAAUUGUAGCGUUUAUUUAAAUUAAAACAAAACAUUUGUACGAGAAAAUACGUGUACGCACUAAGGCCGUUAAAACAAAAUUCAUUGAUAUUUUGUUCUCUAUGUAUAUCGUAUACCAUGAGUAUCGGCGGUGGCGAGAUUGAUAGGUGGGUGAGUGAGAUAUAUAAAAGAAUCUUUAUAAAUAUAAAUCAAUAGAAGUAUUUAUACCUACAAUGUAUUAUAUAUAUACACAUACGAUUUGUGUGGGGUUUUACUUCCAGCGAAGCAGCCCCAUUCUUAAUCUAAUAAUUAUACUAAGUUAAAUGGCUUCAGUCGUUUGAUGUCUUGAUAUUUUUAUAUUUUUAACUGAAUUACAAUAACUUCGUCUUCUUCUGGUUUUUCCAAAUCAUUAUGAAAUCAAAAAACGAUUUGUGCCAUAAGAAACAAGAUGUACAAUGAAACAAAAAAAGGUUUUUUGUCAUUUCUCAAUUAAAGCACUUUUCCUAAUAAUAAAUAUUUUCCGUAUUAAUGUAAAAUAAUAAUAUCGUGAAAUAUUAUACGUUUUUUUCCCGAUUAUUAUGAAAUCUAAUACGAAAAUCAAAAAAAUGAACUGCAUCAUUAAAAAAAAGAUUAAUAAUUCAACAAAAAAGGUCUCUUGUCGUUUUUAAAUUGGAGCCAUAUUUAUGCUAGAAAACGUGGUAGGUACUUAUUUAAAAUAAUGAAACCGUGAAAAUAUUGUAUUUUGUUCCCUGGUUAAUUGUUUUUAUUUUAAAUACGGUUUCGAAAAUCAAACAAUGACCUAUGUAAUUACAAAUUAGAUAAAAUUUACUUUUAGAAAAGGUCGGAAAGGCCUUAAACAUCGGAGCAAGUUUACUAGGAAAAAACGUGUUUACAGACUAGAACAAAGAAGAUGAGGAAGGAAAAAUAAACAGUAAACAAAACCAAUAGCUCCCUCACUACGCUAUUAUAGUUUUAGUUUUUACUUAAUUAAUAAAUAUUAAUUAGAAUAUAUUACUAAAAUUAUUUUGUCGAGUUUUUUUAUUUUUUUAAAUAUGGUCAUCUUACUUUAAUACUUAAUAUACUGAUGAUGCUUAUAAAUUAGGACUGGGAAGUGACGCCAGUGCGGUAACGACAAAAGCUACAAAAAACGGAUCGGUUUAUACGAUUAAUGGCACAAAGUCGUGGACUACGAACGGCGUGGAGUCAAAAGCAUUAAUUGUGUUCGCGACCACUGAUAAAUCAAAAAAACAUAAAGGGAUCAGUUCGUUUUUAUUAAAAAAAAAUAUCCCCGGUAAGUCUGCACUGUAUAUAGUAUCUACCAAUGGUUGCCAAACUUUUUUUGAUUACGUCACUUUAAAAAUAAAAAUAAAAUAAUUACGCUCCUAUGAAUAAAUUAACUACAAUUUUGUAUUGUUUAAAUACUCAAAUAUUUUUAUUUUUAUGAUAAUACAAAUCAACCAAAAAUAUCAUUUAAUUUCAAUUUAAGUAGAACAAAAAAAAAAAGAAUGGCUAGUAUUUAACUUUAAUGUGAAUAAUGAGCUUGUUUUUUGUGUAAUAAUUCUUCAAAAUUAGGCAACAAUUUUGUGACAGCUUCACUCAUUUUUUUAUUAACAUUAAAUUUUGACUGAUAUUUUGAUUUGAAUACUUACAGCAACUGCAGAAAAUCCUGCUUCACAUAAAUAUGAUGUCGUAAAUGGUAGGAAUAUAUAUACAGCUUUUUGGUGAUUUCAAGAUAUUCAACUUUAAUGUUAUUCCAAAAUCCUAAAAGUGAAUAAUAUGAAGAAAAUUGUAUUCCUAACGAAGAAUCAGAUGAAAUAUCGUUUAAUUGUUCUUCUUCUGUAGUUGUGAACUGCAAUAAUAGGUUUUCAGUAAAUGGGUCUUUAAUUCAAUUGUAUUGUUUAUUUCUUCUGGGAAAUAUUUCAGGAAAUUAAUUUUAAGAGUCAUCAGAUGAUCAGAAAUUAUUUGUGUUGAAGUCAUUCAAGUCAGUUAAAGAUCAUUCUAGAUCUUCUAGAUCGUUUUUUAAAAGUGGAAAAUAAGUGGUUUUACUGUUUUCUUCAGUUUCCUUUGUCGACUUUUUCUAAUUAAAGCAAUCACUUUAUCAUAUGAUUGCAGAACAUGAGUUUCUUCAUCUUUUAAAGAUAUUUUGAGCACAUUAAGUUUUUUUAAAAAUGUCACAUAAAGACGCUAAUUUGAUUAUAAAAUUAUUAUCAAUAAACGUUUUGGAAUAAUUAUGAUUUUCUUCACUCGAACAAGUGUAAAUUGCUGGUCAAAGUUCUAAAAUUCGUACUAAUAGGUACAUAAUCUUUUAAUAGUCAUGUAUAAUGAAUAAAUUAAAAUUAAAUAAAACACAUAUAUAACAUUCUUUAAUGUCUAUAUUAAUGUAAGUAAAAUAAAAGUCUAAAUAACUAUCAUUUUAUUUUCUAAACUUAUGUUUAUUUUCUUCUUUACUGAUAUCUUCAUUUGGACGUAAUGUAUGAGUACGUCUUGAUGUAAUAUUGAGAAAUGUUUCCAUUUUAAACAAGAGUAAAUAUAAAACAUUAAUGAUGAUUAUUUUAUUUUAUUUUUUAAUUCGUCAAAUUGUCAAUUUUAACACCCCUUCUAAAAUAUGUCUUCAGUACGAAAUAUGUCUAAAACAAUGGGUAUUUUUACAGGCUUGUCUCUGGGGAAAAAAGAAAACAAAUUGGGCAUACGAGGAACGUCAACAUGUAAUCUAAUAUUUGAGAACUGUAAUGUGCCUGAGGAAAACGUUUUGGGAGAGCUGGGGAAGGGUUUCAACUAUGCGAUGAUUACAUUAGGUGAGCGAUAUUAGAAAAAAAACACAUUUUGGUAAAUGUAAACACAUAUUUUUUAUUAUAUGUGUAGAUUUUAUUUUAUUCACCAUUAGGAGAAUAAAAAUUGAGAUACUCAUGUAUCAAAAUAUGAUUAGUAUGACAAAUAUUGUACUUGGACUAUAUUAUAAUACGUGGCCGACCCCAAAUAGUUGGGAUGAAGGCAAAGGAGAAGAAGAAGUAAAUGUUAUGUGUGGUAUUUUAGGAUAGUAAGGUUACAAUACACCUGUAGCCCCGAAGGAAUUUUUUUGUUAAAAUUUAACACUUUUGCGUGUAAGCGAGGUCCUAAUAAAAAUAUUGAGCAACCGUUGAAAUCAGUAGCCUGGCUGGUUUCAUCGAAAUCGUUUGUCAAGAUGAAUCUAUCAAUUCCCGAUUCUGACAAAUCAAAAAUCAUGUUGACUAUUUUGGAAGAUACGAAUAUCUGAUAUUAUUAUUAUGAUAUUAUUAUGAUGAUUAGUGAUAUUAUUUGUUAACUUUUUAACUUCAGUUGAAACUAUUAAAUGUUAACAGAUACUAAGAGACACAGAAUAGGUAGCGUUGAAUUUGAAUCAAUCAAAACAAUAGGCGAAGAUGAUUGACGAAGAAAGAGUGCUUGUUGCUGGAUAACGCUCGUACCAUACCACAUGCAAACUAAUAUGUCUCCUCAUAUAUUUUGGUUGGAAUGUUUUGAACCAUCCCUCACAUAGUCUAGCUUCACACCAAGUGACUUCUUUCUUUUUCCUUAACAAAAAAAUUGGGCGGAAUUUUCUAACGAUAAAAAAAUCAAUGAGGAAGAUGCCUUUUCAAUCCCAAAAAUAUAUUGCCAUGAUUUUUGACUCUGUGGAAUUGUGAAUUGGCGGAAUCAUCUAAAAAAACAAUUCUGAUGAAAUUAGCCAGACUAUAGUAUACAGAUUCUGACGACCAUUCUUUGUUGGAACCACCUCUAAACGCAAUAGUGUUAACUUUGAAUAAAAAAAAAAUUACAGGAUUACAGGAACAUUUUACGCUUACUUUCUGAAUAUACUUGGUAGUAUAUGACAUUUUGUAUGCUCCCAUUGGAAUAAAAAAUGUAUUGAACACUUUUUUUAAAAUAAGAGUAAUAAUUUUUAAGAAGAAUCUCAUCAAGAUUAUCGGUUUUAGACGCCGGCCGCAUUGGAAUCGCCGCCCAGGCUUGCGGUAUCGCUCAGGCAGCCCUGGAACUAGCCGUCGAUUACGCAUCCAAGAGGGUUGCGUUCGGGGCUCCGAUUACUCGGUUACAGACGAUACAAGUAAGACGAAUGAGUUUGAUAAUACCGGGCGUCGUUUUUACUUCUAUUUAUUUCUAUUCGUUUUCAUUUAGAACAAAAUUUCUAAGAUGGCGGUUAAUGUAGAGACUGCCAGGCUGUUAACUUGGCGCGCGGCUUCGCUAAAAGAUGCGAAAACACCUCACACAAAAGUAAAUAUCUAUGAUUUGAAAAGAUAAUAAUAUAGUAUUCCAAAAUAAAGAAUACAUUUUACACUAUAAUUUUGUACGAUUCUUGAUGAACGGGUUUACUUAUUUUUCUUUUUCAUCUCGAAGAAGCAAACGUGAGCUAGUAGUUUUAUUCUUGCCUUUUACGUCUACCCCAACUUAUCUGCACAAUCGACCGUAUAGCUAGCCCUAGAUACCAUCGAAAUCUUUUCUCACUCGUUAUCUUCGUUAUACUUACUUCGAUAAAGAUUUACCUCGUCUGAAUCUUCGAUUAUCCAGAUAUUAUAAUAAACGCAUUUUUCUCUCCAGGAAGCCGCUAUGGCCAAGCUCGUCGCGUCUGAGGCUGCCACGUUCAAUGCACAUCAGUGCAUACAGGUGUUGGGAGGCAUGGGUUACACGUCGGACAUGCCGGCUGAGAGGUAUUACCGCGACGCCAGGAUCACGGAGAUCUAUGAGGGCACGUCCGAAAUCCAGAAUAUAGUCAUCGCUGCUAACAUCUUUAAAGAGCGCGGUCUGUGAAUUUCAAUACUAUCGUCUGCAGUUCAAGGAGAUUUUUUUUCUUAUUCAUGAUUAUUUCAAAAAUAUAUUAUUAAACCUAUAUUAAAUGGUGACUAGGAAAAAUAUUAUUUAUGAUAAUGUUUUAAAAAUGAAAAAUGAUUUCCCA
Molecule: messenger RNA, 11465 nt
Organism: Cinara cedri
Lineage: Eukaryota; Metazoa; Arthropoda; Insecta; Hemiptera; Aphididae
Source: the annotation of a GenBank genome assembly